Messenger RNA from Castor canadensis (American beaver), 3149 nucleotides. NCBI's taxonomy places the organism in Eukaryota, Metazoa, Chordata, Mammalia, Rodentia, Castoridae. The record is from RefSeq and is a predicted model, not a curated record.
AAUAACUAUCACAGAGAAGUUAAAAUUGUUUUCAAAGCACUGCAAACAUAAGGCCACUCAUCAUGUGAUUACUUGGAAGUGAGCAUUCAGAGACAGAGAGGAAGCCUUCACAGCUGCUUCCCCUGAUCUCCAACAAACACUUUCAACAAGCCUUGCUGCUCAGUCAUCGUGUCUUACAUUUUACUGUAAUGUUUACACCAAAUAACUUUUUCCUUGGGAAAUGAGAAAAGAAAGUGUUCAGUAAAGAAAAGAGUUCACGUCUUUCUAAUCUCUCUGCAGAUCUUCCAACCAAGAAGCAACAACUACAGGCUUUGAACCUCCUUGUCAUCCUUCUGCCUGAUGCAAAUAGAGACACAUUGAAGGCCCUGCUUGAAUUUCUGCAAAAAGUCAUAGAUAAUAAGGAGAAAAAUAAAAUGACAGUCAUGAAUGUAGCAAUGGUCAUGGCCCCAAAUCUCUUCAUGUGUCAUGCCUUGGAUCUGAAGUCCAGUGAGCAGCGGGAAUUUGUAAUGGCAGCUGGGACGGCAAAUAUCAUGCACUUAUUGAUUAGAUAUCAGAAACUUCUGUGGACAAUUCCCAAGUUUAUUAUAAACCAAGUAAGGAAGCAAAACACUGAAAAUCAUAAAAAGGACAAAAGAGCCAUGAAGAAAUUGCUGAAGAAAAUGGCUUACGACCGAGAAAAAUAUGAAAAGCAAGAUAAGAGUACAAAUGAUGCUGACGUUCCUCAGGGAGUGAUUCGAGUGCAAGCUCCUCAUCUUUCGAAAGUUUCCAUGGCAAUACAGCUAACUGAAGAACUAAAAGCCAGUGAUGUACUUGCCAGGUUUCUCAGCCAAGAAAGUGGGGUGGCCCAGACUCUCAAGAGAGGGGAAGUUUUUUUGUAUGAAAUCGGGGGAAAUAUUGGGGAACGCUGCCUUGAUGAUGACACUUACAUGAAGGACUUAUAUCAACUCAACCCAAAUGCUGAGUGGGUCAUAAAGUCAAAGCCAUUAUAGAAGCAUAAAGCUGCAGCUAGCCCUGGGGACUUCUAUAAUAAUUCUUGCUGGGUCAAGAGUAUAAAUAAAAGAAGUGGCAGGACUCUUGUCACUCAACUGUACAUAACUACUAAGAAGUAACAUCCUGGAGCCUCAAAAACUUGGUAGACUUACACAGUUGCCAGAAUUAUGUUAAUUAUCAUUAUUAGAAAACAAAUACUUUUGAGGAGAGAAAAAGGGGGCUUAAUUAGCUUUGUGGCUGUUUUUGUAUACUGUGUGAAACUUAUCCAGAUGUGACAGGUUUUUUUUUUAGUAUGAAAAUAUAUAUUCUUUACCACUCACUUUUUUCAUCUGAAAUCUUAUAUUCUGUAACAUGUAUUUUCUUACCUCCUCAAAUUUGCCUUCCUUCAAUAAGGUUUGUUUUUAACCAAAAAAUGAUAAUAAAUAUCAGGUAUGGCAAGUUAUGAAGACAGAACAUAUUGGAACAGACUUAAUUCAAUAGUAUUCUUGUCCUUAUAGAGUGAUGGUAUUCAUGUCCUUGAAUCAUUUGUCCAAAUAAGUCCAUCCUUUUGUAUCACGUGUGAUUCACGUGUUUUUCACUUCAUCUGAUGUGUGUGCAUAGAACUGUAUCCAUGAUCAAGAAAACCAAACUGUCAGAAACUGCCGUUGAUUACCAAACUGUUAAAUACUUACUAAGAAUAAAAAAUAUAUGUAUCCAUGUGGAAUAACUCAAUUACCAAUUAUCAGCAAGUAAAGGCCAAAUCACUUUGUGUAUGCUGUACUCUUCCAAGUGGAACUCUAAAAGUCAUAGCUGACUCUAUCUGUUGUUCUAUUACUCUUAUAAACAUGCAUAGCAGUGUAUGAUCUGGUAGCCAUUGGAGAAUGUAUUAAAGGGGGAUUUUUUUUCUCCUGACUGGAAGAGUUAUACUUGUGAGUAUGACACAAUCAUGUGAACAAGGUUUUGUUUGUGUACUUAUUUUAAAUCAAUAAAUUCAUUAAAAUGUUGUGGAAAGUACUAGUUGCAGGGAUUUUAAAGCCCAGACCACAUUGUGACAAAAGAUGAGCCUCUGUACUGUAAAUAAGAGAAAUGAAUAGAGAACGUUAAAUAUUUUAUGAGGUUCAAGUACAGUAAAUAAAAGGUAAUGUAAAUGAAUGCUAUGCCAACUGCGUUUGGCACUUUUAGUAGUACUUUAGGAAAAAUUACAUUCUCAGAAGCUCUUCGUGUCACUCUAAUUAGGAGGGGAAAUGCUGUUAAUGAGAAUAGUCAUAAAUUCUUAGCAUAUAAUUACAAGAGCAGCCUGUGGAUAUGAUCAUUUAAAUAACUGUGAUAAUUUGUGCCAUUGUCUUUUUAUUUAAAGAAUUUUAUAAUUAAAUGUCUUUCUAAAUUAUUUUCUCUUGGAAUUGUUACUUUUAAUCCUGUGUGUUCAUGAGCCUACUUUUACCUUUUCAAAAUUAAUAUAUGGUCUAUUUUUAUUGUUAUUCAUUCAUACCUAUUCUUUUAUUGCUUCUAUGGUCUUGUGUAAUUUUUCAACUUGGAAGAUAUGAGAGAUACAACCUUAUUUCCUUUCUCAACUUUCUCCUUAUGUAAGGUUCUAUUAUUUAGGACUUUUAAAACGUAUCUGGGCUGGAGAUAUAGCUGAAGCUAAGCAAGCAUUGAGCUCUGAGUUCACACCCCAGUAAUGCCAAAAAGGUAAAAAAAAAAAAACUAUCUCUUUCUGAUUUUGACAAUAUGUAUUAUUAAUGCUUUGAUGAAAACAAUUAACAAUGUAAAAGAAAAAUUAUGUACUUAAAACACGUAGGGGAACAACUUAGGAAAUAUGAGUCUACAUGAUUUAAAAAAAUGAUUUUCUAAAAGCAUGUGCCAACUAAUUCCACCACAUUUGUUAUCUAACCAUGAAACAGUUACUACAUUUUGGUAAAGAAAAAUGGAAAUGCCAUUUUUUAGGUUUUAGACUUUCCCAAAACCUAUGACCCUCGUUCUUUGGUAUUGGCCAAUAUUGCAUUUAAAUAACCAAAAAAAAAAAUUAUCUAUACUAAAACAGAGAAGAAAUUGAAUAUUAAAAUGUCUCUAUAUAAAUGUCCUGUUACUAACCUAAAUGAUUGCACUGUGAUUUUUAUUUCUUUCUAAUAAGUUUUAAAUCUCAGGGUGGAUCUGUUUGUUCUGCGUGUGUGAUGGAAAAU